This is a messenger RNA of Nestor notabilis (Kea), 1359 nucleotides long. It is a transcript of the gene RGL1, whose product is annotated as ral guanine nucleotide dissociation stimulator-like 1. Gene Ontology annotation, molecular function: guanyl-nucleotide exchange factor activity. The transcript has 11 exons. The annotation marks the transcript as partial. Gene Ontology annotation, cellular component: plasma membrane. The record is from RefSeq and is a predicted model, not a curated record. Gene Ontology annotation, biological process: Ras protein signal transduction; positive regulation of GTPase activity. Lineage: Eukaryota; Metazoa; Chordata; Aves; Psittaciformes; Psittacidae.
CAGGAAUGUAGGAUCCUGAAGAAUUUUUCCUCCUUAAGGGCCAUCAUUUCAGCGCUGCAGUCCAACUCCAUCUAUCGGCUGAAGAAGACCUGGGCAUGCGUUCCAAAGGACAUAAUGCUGAUGUUUGAAGAGCUGGGUGAUAUCUUCUCAGACCAUGACAAUUACCUGACAAGCAGGGAACUACUAAUGAAGGAAGGAACAUCCAAAUUUGCGAAUCUGGACAGCAGUGUGAAAGAAAAUCAGAAAAGGACACAGAGGCGACUGCAACUUCAAAAAGAUAUGGGAGUCAUGCAAGGCACAGUUCCUUACCUUGGUACCUUCCUCACUGAUCUCAUCAUGCUUGACACAGCCCUUCCGGACUAUGUUGAGGGUGGCCUGAUAAAUUUUGAGAAGAGACGAAGGGAAUUUGAAGUAAUUGCCCAAAUUAAGCUCCUACAAUCUGCAUGUAACAGCUAUUGCAUGGCACCAGACCAAAAAUUCAUCCGGUGGUUCAGAAGACAGCAGCAUUUAACUGACACGGAGAGUUACAACCUUUCAUGUGAGGUUGAGGCAGCUGCUGACACCAGCACCACUUCACCAAAAUCUCGGAAAAGCAUGGUGAAGAGAUUCAGCCUACUGUUUCUAGGCUCUGAGAUGAUUGCCCAUAGCACACCUGUCAAAGAGCAACCUAAAUCUACCCCAGGUGGGAGCUCUGGUGAAAGCACAGACUCAGCCAGUGUUUCAUCAUGUGAGUUUAACCACUCUGAAGCUGAAGACAUCUGCAUCGGUCCCGUAGACACUCCUGACACUCUUGACGCUCCUGAUGAGUCUCAGAAAAAGCUCUCUGAAUCCUCCACCUCCAGUUCCAUCAGCUAUUCUAUGGAUGCAUCUCCCUUGGGGGUGGCAUCCGUAAUCUCAGCUCCUGCUGUGCUGUUCUCCAGUGACAAGUGCUCUAAUUCUGUGACACCCAUUACCUCAAAAGAACUGUCUCCUGUUUACAACCAGCAGAACAAAGAUAUGUGCAUCAUCCGAAUCAGCACAGAAGACAACAAUGGCAAUAUGUACAAGAGUAUCCUGCUAACUAACCAAGACAAAACUCCUGCUGUUCUCCAGAGAGCUCUGUUAAAGCAUAACCUGGAAUCUGAUGCAGCUGAGGACUAUGAGCUUGUACAGGUCAUCUCUGAUGAUAAAGAGCUGGUGAUCCCAGACAAUGCCAAUGUGUUUUACGCCAUGAACAGCCACGUGAACUUUGAUUUCAUCCUGCGGAAAAAAGCUUCGGUCACCAUGGAUUUGAAAAUGAGGAGCCAUUGCAAUCUAACGCUCCCAAGAACUGCCAAACGGGGGUGUUGGAGCAAUAGGCUCAGCAAAAUUACACUGUGA